Messenger RNA from Dermacentor andersoni, 15399 nucleotides. RefSeq lists its product as uncharacterized. NCBI's taxonomy places the organism in Eukaryota, Metazoa, Arthropoda, Arachnida, Ixodida, Ixodidae. The record is from RefSeq and is a predicted model, not a curated record.
AGCAGAAAGUUAGGUGGGCGGAUGAGAUUAAGAAGUUUGCAGGGACAACAUGGCCACAAUUAGUACAUGAACGGGGUAGUUGGAGAAGUAUGGGAGAGGCCUUUGCCCUGCAGUGGGCAUAACCAGGCUGAUGAUGAUGAUGAUAUACCAGGUGCAUGUUACGCGCAAUAGGGGCCACGUUUAUUUGCUUAUGGAGGGACUUCAGGAGUACCUGCUGACCGUUGGUUGUCGUCACAGGAUAUUGCAAUCUCAGUAGAAUCGUUUUGCCUGCUCUAGUGAGGUUAAGGGUUGUUCGACCUGCGUACAGCGAGGCUAGUUUGCUUCCCUAGACUGUACACACAACUGAAUUCCAUUACAACUGGUUCAAUUCGUUUCUCAUACAUUUGCACUAAUACAACUGACUUUGUCAAAAGAAAAUCAUCGCUAAAUUUUGGAGACCUAUCUGAAGUUGUGACAAUUGUCAAGUACGUACCUAUAGCAGUGGAGCAACGCCGCGAACAAGUGCUUGCAGGUUUCGUAGAGGUUUUCUACGCGCAGACACUUAUCGUUUUUUUUUUUUACCUCCGACUCGCGUGAAAAGCUGUCUUUAAAAAAUCUGAUUUGGCUCACGGGGCAGGCCCGGCUUUUGCACGCACAAUGUAACUAUUUCCGCGAUGUCGUCGCUGAAGUCUUUGAGACCGAUCUAAAUAAGAUGCUCGACAGCAAGGACUAUUUCGCCUUCCACGAAACACCUCGAUUCGACACCACAAAAGAGAAACGUGAAGCAAGCGUAAGAGCCGCCGUCAUCAUGACUGUCAUAGCCAUCUUUCUUAUUAGGAGAGUGUUGACGGCAAAUAUACCGGAUUCUGCAGUUGACAAUAGGUUUUUCGUUGAGGUGUAUUUCAAUAGCCUCUCUACUUGUGCUUUUCUUCCGGAUUUCUUUUUGAGGACGAGGAGCUCAGAUUUGUCUGGGGAGCAUUCGAGGCUGCACUCUUCGGCGUAUUCGGUGACAACGUCUGCCGCCGCUUGUAGGACGUCCUGUUCUCCAUAAGAGCCUCGAGUUGCCCAAAUGGUAACGUCACCCGCAUAUAUGGCGUGACGAACGCGUGGGAUCUUCUCUAGAUGCUCUGGGAGGCUUUUCAUGGCGUCGUUCCAGAGGAAAGGUGAUAAGACCGAUCCCUCAGGAGUGCCUCUACUUGGGACAUAUUUCGCUUCUCUUCUAGGGGCAUCCACGCCUACUGUUGCCGUGAGGUCCGUUGUGAACGCUCGAACAUAAUUGUACAUACGUUGGCCGCAAUUCAGUUGCGAUAAGUUUUUUUUUUUUUUUUUUUUUUUUUUAGGAUGGCCUCAUGAUCUGAUCAUGAUCGUUGUCAAAUGCUCCUGUAAGUUUCAGUUGAAACUUCCUUCAAUUGAAAUAGUACUUCUUGAUGCGACAAAUGUGGCCUGAAGCCGUACAUUCUGUCAGGAAAGAAGCCCGUGUCAUCCACGUGAGGCUUCACGCGAUUUAGCACCGUGUUUUUAAAGGAUUUCCCAGGCACAACGUCAGUGAUUCCCCAGGCAGGACGUUGGUGAUGCCUGGAGGCUCUCCUUUUUCCGGUAUUGGCACUAUGUGGACUGUUUCCAUUCUUUUAGUAGUGUUCCCGCUUCCAAUUGGUUAUUAAAGAAAGUCGCUAGGGCUUCUACCAUUUCGUCGUCCAGGUUUUCGGGAACUUCAUCUGUGAACCCGUCUUGUCCGGGCGCUAUGUUUCGUGUUAGGAGGGAGCAAACCACUGUCCAAACUUCCGGCGCAUCGAAUGGGCGAUCUAGUUCACCAUGUGGUUUUCCACUAUAGUUUGGUAUGGUUUUUUUUUUCUCCCUGUGUGGUCGCCGAACUGUUUUGCCUCUAGCAAUUGCAGAAUCUCUUCGUCCGAUUUGCAUGGGCUGCUUGCGAGACAGAUUGAUUGGACGAGCAAUCGGACAGAGAAAGGAGGGUUAAAAGAAGAAUGGACAUAGUGAUGUCUUGAGGCCUUUUAUAUACCUGCCAGGCCCUGGGAGAGGAGGUUAGGACCAUAUAAGAAUUGGAUCAGGGAUGAAGCAUUUGCUCGUAUUUUCUGGAAAUGUGUUUUUGUUUUCAUGCCUAUCGCUUGCUUUUCAGUCUUUCUAAAAAGCACUUAACGCUUUGUAAUUGAGAUCACAUUGCCACAUACUGUUAUGAGACCUCGCGGCGUCCGUUAAAUCUCAGUCUUCUCCUACCGGCACCGAUGGGAACAUGAAAUGUACAAUGUAUUAUUUAUCUGCAUUUCAUACUUGUUCUCGUUUUUGGUUGCGUUGCGUCUUUUAAAGCCCAGUUCUGAGUGCAAAGUUUCACGCAUGCCUAAAGCGUAAGGUUUAUCGCGAGUAUCGCGCCAAUACCAUAUCUCUUUGAUUAAGGGGAGUAGUCUCGUGAUUCUUUGUUUACGAACAAAAGCAGCCCAAAGACGCACUCCAAAGAACGAUUUCUCGAUCCGGUGUGCAUGGGCGACCGAACGGCGGCUUUUCCUCGCAUGCACGGAAUACCUGCUGCGGGCCCGGCCAAGUCCCCAGCCAGCCGCUCGAUUAUUCCUUCCCUCCGUCGUUGCCGAGUGCCACGUGCUUUUCUAUCUGCGCGCUACUACGCCGGCGCGGCUUCGCGGCGAGCCGAACGGCGCCGAACCUCGGUCGGCGGCGAGACAAGCAUGCGACGGAGCGCAAGCGACCGAGCGAACUGCGGAGCGCCGACAGGGGCGAUCGGCUUUUAAACCCACGGGGCAGAGCCGUAUUGGCUGGCGCCGGAGCUGACGUCAACAAGACGGCGGGCACCGAGCGCGCGGAGCACGCACACACGCACGCACCUUGCUUGCAUCGCUUGCCGCCAGCGCGUUGGCUGUCGCGUCUGCUGUUCCGCGAGCGUGCGUGCGAAGCCGCCGCGCGACGCCGCUGCGGCCCCGUGUGUGUGUGAUACAUGCCGUAGCCAUAGCCGUUGGCGCGGGGCUGUACCGUUUUCUUUUCUCCUCGCUCGUCGCCUGCCGCCGACCUCUCGUGUCGUUAUCUUGCAAGGAGGAGAAGAAAGGGGAGAGGAGGCGAGAGCAGUCGCACUCGCGCGGGGCCCAAACCUCCCCUUCCCCCUUUGUGUGCGCCGCCGUUGCUGCUGCAUCGCGUCAUCAUCCCCGUCGUCGCAUCGACGUGGAACGAACGAGUCGGGCCGCCAAGCCGUCCCCGGCCGACUUUCCGCUUGCCACCGAACGAACCUAGGCGACGAGGAUUGUACUUUCCAUUUUUUUUUCGGCGACGCACAAGCUUCGACAGCCAAGUCGGAUCCGCUUCCCUGAACCAGUCUAUCCAUGUGCUUGUGUCGCGUCGCAUCGCACUCGACGCCGACCUCGUUGUCGAUUCGAAACGCCGCGACCUCUCGUCGACGCCAAAUCUUCGCCGACUCCGACCGAACCUCCGGCACUUGCGUGAACCCGUGAGGAUACUGCGAAACGGUGGUGGGUGGUGCGUGAUUUCCUCGCAAACGUCUUCGACGCACCGAGCCAGUGAUUGUGGUCUUGCGACGUCUUCGAAGACAGCGCUGUACGAUCCUGAGCGCCCACGGCGACUCAAGUGCGGCGCGUGCGUUGUUGUGUGCCUGAAGCGUGUUUUCUACGCCGAGUUCUUUCCUUUGUUCUUACGGGCCGUAGUGCCUGUUCCCCGCGCUGACGACUUGACACGUGAUGAUGGAGGAGCCCGUAGCGGACUCCCUGUUGUUGUAACCCUGUGGUGGGAGGACCGGCUGAAGAAGCGGGAGAGCACGUCAGUGCGAAGAACCUCAAAAGAAGAAGCGGAAGCACGUUCAGGUCCUCAGUGUCUCAGGCAGUGGCGCGAACGGGUGCUAUCCCGGCGGCCGGUUCCGAUGAUUGGAGCGGCGGUCGUGGCGGCGCGCCUGCAUGCCCUGGCGGCGUGAGGCGGCCAUGCAGCAGAUCGGUCAGCUGCCGCCCAUGACCCAGGAGCAAGACGUUCGCACGGCGCAGACGCCCCCCGGUGCGAACGGCCCCAACGGCUCGGCCAGGCAGGAUGGCUUGGCCCCGCCGCCACUGCUGCAGCGAAAGUCGUCGAGUGAUCGACCACCACUCUCCAGUGAGCUGCUGGAGACCCUCCGGCGAGAGUGUCUCGAGCGCAGUGUGUGCACCCGGGUCGCGCGUCUGCCAAGCGUGAUUGAAAAGGCGCCGCAGCCCAUCAAACUGGAGCCUCCUUUCUUCAAGACGGAGGAACCGCCGACGGUCCCUGUUUCUAUUCCCAAGGCGGCUGUCUUGUCCAGAACCGAGAAGACGCACCUCAAGUCUGCUUCCCGGACGCUGCAACAGAGUAUUCACCAACAGAACCACCAUCAGCACCACAACCAGCUCGCCAGGACUGCUUCGGGCAGCGUGAAACACGGGAGUGUUCGCGGCCACGAGAGCUCCGAAUCGGAGCUUCGCGGGUCGAGGUCAUCGCCGUCGUCGGGGGAGCGUUCUCAGCAUCGCUCCGACGCGGAGCUUUCUUCGCCGCCUCCAUUACGAAGCGCUGUGCUGUCCCCGCAGCAGCAGCACCAGAAUCACCAACAGCCACAGCGACGUCGGACUGAAGAGGAACGCCUUCAGAGCGAGGGCGAAAUGGUGUGCAAGAAAGAGGACAGUGAAGUGCGCGCCAACGUCGCCAAGUGCAACUACGUACUCAGUGACAACUACGAAAACUUGUCCGGUGACGAGAGUCCUGCGUCGCGCUCUCUUGAGGCGUCGAACGUCGACGAUAAGGCCAUCGAACUUUUCCUACCUCUCGUAGAUGCCAUGGAAGGGCAGGGGCAUAACAAUAGCUCGGCCGCUACUACGGUUGUUUCGUCGGAAGAGUUCGCCGAAAGCGCCGGUGCCGUCGACGACUACGACGACUUGCCCGAGGAAGGCAGCCUAGUCAUUGAUGACGAAGGCAUCGAUGGUGAACCGAGCGCAGUUAGUGGUGCUACCGUCGCGAACGCUGCCGGUUCUAGCAAGGGGUUGUCUGGAACAAGGUUAAAUUGGCCACAUUCGUCACCUACUGCCGUGUCGCCGGAUUCUCCACAGGAAUCAUCGGCUGGUUCUCCCGCGCCGAGAGCUGACCAUACCUCUACGUCCAGGAGCAAGUCCUCCGAAGACGUCGCCGACACUGGCUCCAGGUGGCAACUACUCAAAGACCUCAAGAACAAAAAGUCCAAGUUGGGCCUACUUAGAAAGUCUACACCCGGGGACUCCACGAGAGGUGACGACUCGGGCGUGACACAGCCUCCGCCAUUGACGCCCGUUCAGGGCGACUCGCCGCCGCCCGCCCGAAGGCCGGGCAGGCGACCCAACGCGCGACCAGCCACUGCGGCAACGCCCAGUGCUGGGGACGGCAACGAGGAAGACAGGGCUGGUGGUGCCACGAGGUUGGGGCCAGGGCGCCUGUCCGUCGACGACCACGGUGACGGCACGUCGGCAGCGGUGACGACGCCCCCGCUUCGCAACGGUCCGCGUAAACGGUCCCGCUGGAAGGCGUCCGCUUCGCAAGAGGACGAAGACACCGGCGGCGCCGAAACUGGAAGCACUGUGGAUUACCAGCUCAGCUCGGAUGAGGAGACGUCCAAAAGGAGCUCGGGCCAGCCGACGCCUCCGCCUCUGCCGCCGCCCGCACAGGCCCCUCAUACAGGAGCAGGUGGCAAGAAGCAGCGCAAGAACUCCGAGGACAACCACCGGCGCGGCAGUAGCAGCUCGCUCAGCGGCGACCAGCAGCACGGCGAUGAGUCUCGCUACAAGCGGCUCGCCCAGGAGCUACCGGGCUUCAACUGGCUAGAGCAGAAGAUCAUGGGCCACGGAAGCGGAAACUUCGCCGAUGCGCCGCCGUCCAUAACCAAGCAUGUGACCCGCGAAACACCCGCGGUGGUCACUGCUCCUGCAGCCGAGAGGACGGAGCAGAAAGCAGCUCCACCUACCCAGGAGCCAAGGCGUGUUUAUCCUCCGGGCACCGAUAUCCUAAGCCGUUCCAUGUCCGAGAUACAAGACGAUUGCUGCGAUGACGAUGUAGGCGACGAGGCGCCUGUAACGGAUGCUACUGCAAUACCUGCACCAGAGGAGGGCAAAAAUGAAGGUGAUGGGCAGCCUCAAGAAAUGGCGCAGCAGGAAAUCCCAAGGCAGAUUCUAGUCACUGCGCUUCCUGAUACCUACACGAACGAUCCUCGCCUUUCGCAAAUGAUAACGUCCACGGCCCUUAUGCGACCGCAAUAUCCCUUAGAGGUUCAUAUGGCUGGCUCGAAUGCUGCGCUUGAGUUACCGAUGGGUGCCCCUGGCGUAUCUUCUGCACAGUUGUUAACGUGCGUUCCUCAGGGCAUGCCAGAAGUUGAAGCCGAGCGUAGGCAUUCUCCUAAAUCCCAAGCCGACGCCAUUCCACAGGGGAAGACAGCCCCGGAAGAACAGUCGAGCGAUUCUGAUGUGCUCUAUCUAGGAGUCUCGAGGAAGAGCUUGUCACCAGGUUCUGAACACAGUGGUGGCGAACCUAGAAUGUCCAUGUUGUCCGAAGCCGGCAAGGUAUCCGAGAUGUCGAGGUCCGGAGACGCCAACGCUACGCAAGUAGCAGGUUCUCAAAAACCGCGUGCUGGUGCACCAGAGCCCAUAAACUUGAGCGAUGCAGCCAGACGAGGCGAAGCUUAUAGUACACCAAGGGAGCAGUACUCCUUCUUCCAGCCUCACGCGUUUGUGAUGGCUGACCAUCAAAGAUGGCUAGAGGAACGUCGCUACCAAGAAAUGAUGAACUCUCGCGGGCCCAUCGGGCAGCAGAGGCACCUGCCUUCGUCACAGUUUUCACCCGAGUUGAGUCAGAGAAGGCUCUCCGUAGGUGCGCAGAUGUUCCCAAGUCGUAUGGAGGCACAGCAGCAGUACAGAGCUGCGGUCCCUGAGCGCUCGCCAACGCUACGCCAAAUUCCGCCUCCCCACCAAGGUGCGUCACCUCAUCAAGCACUAGCGCAGCACCAAUCAACGUCAUCGCAUCAGUCACAGCUACAGCAUCAGUCACAGCUGUCGCAUCAGCCCUCGCAUCAAGCCCAGAUGCCGCAACAGGCGGCCCAGUCGCAUCAACCACCGCCGUCACACCAAGGACAUUUCUCGCAUCAGGUGCCGCCAUCACACCAGCCGCCGCCGCCGACCCACCAGGCACAGCUUUUGCACCAGACACAGUUAUCGCAUCAGAUACCGUAUUCGCGCCCAGCACAGCAAAUGCACUCCACGCCUCCAUAUUAUCCAUUGCCUCGAGCGCACCAAGCGCAGCCACGUAGUCAGCCUCUUCAACCGCUUCCUACACUGACUCGUGACACCUCACCUCGCAACGGAAGGCCGGAACUAUACCAACAGCAGCAGCGUUACAAAAACACGGAACAAGCAUACGGAAUUGGUCCUCACGCUCAACAAAUGGGUGCAUAUGUCGCGCCUCAGAUACCUAAGCAAAAUACUGACCCAGCUGCUAAAGACAUGUCCCCACCGACUGGAAACCCUUUCGUGAAAGAUAGCAAGACAGAGUCCUCUUACAAAGAAAUUGGCGCUUCCCGACAAGAAAGACCGGGACCUGCGUCACUACCAGCAGCUCCAGCGAACACGAAGCCUCCGUCGAGUUCACCUCACGCACAACGCCCUGAAUCAGGCAGCCAUUCCUCACAGACGAGCAGUCUGAAAACGGAAAUGGAGAUGCUAAAGGACGAGUUGAAGUACUUGGAUGCCUUGGCAGCUCAAAAGGAGGCUGAAUACGAGAAGGUGGUGCACACAAGAGCUGAAAAGCUCAAGACCCUAAACCAACUCGAAGCAAGGUAUAAGCGUUCGCUCGAGCAGCCGCAGUCGUAUCCCAAGGACGACCUUCGGUAUCCGGGUAGCUCAGUUGAGGCUCGGCAGGGUCAAAGCCCAGCCUCUCAGUCAGAGAAGGGAUCUUCUCUUGUGGAUGAUCCGAAAGCUGUUCCUAAGCAACGGUCGUCAUCGGGUGGUGGAGUUGGCCAGCAGAAGACUUCGCCUCCAUCUCUCUCCUCUCCGCUGGCGAAAACUUCACCUGGGAAUCAGGCAGUUCCUGGGCUCAUUCCUUACCCACUGCCGCACCCCCCUCAGCAGACCAGACCACCGCUGUCACUUCCGCCGCACGCCAACAUUCCGUUAAACAUGCCGCUCAUUGGCGCUGGGAUGUUCAAUAUGCGCAACAUGGAGCUCCAGCGAGAUUUCGCUCCUAUGAUGGCAACCCAGCCGCUCAACUCGCCAAUGGUGCCAGGAUACGGCCGGCCGUACUACCCGCUCGACAGGAGCAAGCACCCAAUCCAGCACCCAAUGGAACCGCCGAAGCCUGCCGUGAAGCGAAAGUACUCGCCUAGCAGUGCUGCCAGCCUUCCACAGGCUAAUGGCGAAAUGCGCAGCACCUCUCAGCGUCCCGCCAUGGCACCGACGGGGCAGCGCCAGAGGGAGCCCGAGAAGGUUACGGCGCCCUUGAGCCAAGAGCACGCGCAAUGGCUACAUGCUAUGAAGGCGCGUGAGUCUCAGGGCGCGCCACCCGCCUAUCCCGCCAGCGUUCAGAGCGCCUUUCAAUCGUACAGUUCAUUUCCCAACAGGAGAGUCCUUCCAGAAGACCUGCCCCUCAAUCCUACGAUGAGCAACGCCACCUGGAGCAACUACGCGGAAGGCCUCCACGAACAGUAUGCCUUUCAGAUGGCGAAGCAUGGCUUGUACCCGGGCCAUCCCGCGUGGAGCGGAUUAGAGAAGCAGCAGCAACGUAGCAGCGACGUUACAAGUGCUGCCAUGCUUGGAAGGGAGCCUCCGGCAAAACGACCGUCCCGUGAGGAGCCAGUAAUGCAGCAAAUGUCGAAAGACAGGCACAUGAUGCGGCCCGUAGACAAGCCCGUUGCCCAUGCAGCGUCGUUGGGAAGUCAAGCGCCGCCCCAGGAACAGGCUCUACCAGCGCAGGCAACACAGGUCCCGCAGAAUCCGCAAGGCAAGAGCAGCACUUGUGUCAUGUGUGGUCAGCAUGCCCAGUUCAUGUGCUCUGGCUGCCAGAACAUAUGGUACUGUGGGCCUCAGUGUCAGAGGAGCCACUGGGUUAACCAUUCCAACGUCUGCAUGGGGAGCAAGCGUUGAGUGCGAUGUCGUCGUGCCCACUGCGGCCUUACGCUCAAGAUGCGCCAGGGGCAAGCUUCGCUCCGCGUAAAGGUGCAAACCAGCUCUCGUGAUGGGCAAAUGGAACUCAACCUGUCCGGCUGAUUCUUCGUGCAACCGAAAAAGAAAACGUUGGCUGGGAGAAUCUGUGCGGCGCUUGACAAGACGAUUCGAGAAUCUCCUUCGAGCGGUGCGGGACCAAGGAGUGUAGCGAUCUGUCUGCUGUGCCAUAAGUUCGCGUGCGUGCUGUGGUGUGUGCGCGUGCAGAGCGUUCUUUUUUUGUAAUUUCUUUGCCUAUUGCUCCCGCGACUGUCCCCGACAGCUGCUGAUAUCUCGACUGGCUGACAAGCUGCCGCGACACGUUUACUGCCCGCGCCGCGACACGUUUACUGCCGUGCUCUAGUCAAAACACUUACGCUCCUGUCCACUGCGUUUAACUGUGGUGCAGAGAAACUUGUUCGCGUCUCCUCGGACUUCUUUAUCGCUGUUGACGAUGCGUUGACGUUGUGAACAGUUACCGAUGCAGAAGAAUGGCACGAGCAGCUUCAGCACUUCUUUCUUGGAAGUUUGUGAGCUUGGUUGGAAUGAUAUCCGGCGAGCUAACUUAUAUUCAACGGCAUGACCAAAGACAGUGGGCAUUAUUGUUUCGCCAAUUAUCCAGCGAGAGACAUGGCUGGUGCAGCGAGAUUCAAAGUUUUUUGUUAUGUUUGUUUGUUUGUUUAUCGGUUUCAUAUGCAUCGUUUUGUUUCUUUCUCAGGCGUGCUUACCAAUGAACAUUAUUUAUGAGGGCAUACUGUUCUGCACCACAUACAGUCAUAUUCACUAUACUCCCACUUUUGUUUGUCAUGUUCCAUUUUUUAUACGCGAAAAAUUCGCUCCUGCGCGUAUUUAGUGACGGCCAAGGCGUUGGGGCUUAUUUGAAGGUGUAUUUGUUUUUCAUCCUGUGAUUGUUAAUUUUAUUACAUUCCCAGAAUUUGUUUUACUGAACGCAUGUAUUUGCUAUUGACAGUUUUUAUUGCACGAUUAUGAAAAUGGUGCUGUCCGAAGCUAUACUUACAAGCACUAUUUAGGCAGGUAAAAAAAAAGGCACAUAUCAAAAUGUGGUCUAUUUACCUGGUAGUGUUGCGACCUUCAUCGCAACCCAAAGUUUUAUUCUUCAUAGAAAAGUCAAAUUGUUGUGUAUUGAUGAAUGAAAGCAUUGAUGCCUAACUCAACGAGUGUCCUCGUAUAGUCGCCAAACGUGCCAUUAAAAAAAAAUUUGUAACAAUAGCUAUGGUCUUAAAAGGGUGCUGCAAGCUGCCACUACGCUGCAGGUAUUGACAAAGCCUUCGCUCAUGAAACGUGGUUGGGCAGUGCCUUAAGCUCAUAUGUUGAGCUCAGAUAAUACGGUUAGACUAUUGCAGCAGUAUUGUUCGACAAGACCCUUGAAGUGUGUUUCUAUAGACAAAAUAUGAAAACCAAAGCAGGGGUACGAAAGAAUAGCAGUCCUUCUAGGAAGCCUGGGGUAAGGCAGAAGUUAUUUUUGCAAUAAUACAUGUUGGUACAGGUGUUCAUUACUCCAUGUUCUGGUACUAUGCCUUUUUUUCACUCUAUUUUUUUUUUCAAAUCAAGCCGAGUAUGUUGGGCCAAGGACGGUGAAAAUGUUUGAAUCUGUAAUUAGCUGUAGCGGAUAUCGCGUGCUAUGCGUUGCAUAACAAAACACGAGUGUUUGAGUUCGACAAUUGCUUGUGCAAAAUUUACUGUUUUAAAGCUUAUGCCCAUUGAAAGCACACAUUCUGAAGAUCUGUCAUUCGGGUGUUACGUUGCUUAUCUACAUAAAUUUUGCGUAGGCACCUUAUAUUGUGGGUUAUUGCCGUGUCAUUGGGGAAAAUUUGGAAGACUCGCAGGAGCUUAGCCUAAGCUCCGAUUACCGCCCUGCACUGACUAGGAAAUCGCUUUCUGUUAUUGCUCAGGGAUGGUGUUAACAUGAAAACAUUUACCGCUUUAGUGAACGGUUGCCAUGUUGGAGCACGUGAACAAUACUGCGUGGUGGUGCUCCUGCCGCAAUCCUAAAAGAUCUAGAGUUUUUAGAAGUGAGGCGAAGCUUCUCAUGCGCUUAAGCCAUACGACUAUAAGUGAGAAAGGUCCAUUCGCUCUUUGGCUUUGGCGUACUUGAGAGAUGCUGCCCUACGAAGUGCGGCUAGUACGUUGUUUUCGUUAUCCACUUGCGGCAAGUUUAGGUCCACGCUAAAGGCGCACAUUAAAUCAAGCUACAGUGACACAUUAGAGAUUCAACAUAUGUAAAGCCUCAGCUAACGCCAUAAGAACUGUUUCCAAGUAAAAAAAGUGACGUACAUGCCAGAUAGUGUGACACCGCAGUACAAACAGGCUGUUUCGCGUAACCUAAGCCCAUUUUACCAAAUUGUGCGUACGCUACAGAAAUACAACAAGCGCAUCUCAGUGUACUCUUUGGGAAUCCAGCAAUGCGAGCAGCCUUAUUCGUUAUUUACAAGUAUUGCUUAACUUUGGAAGUAUCGAUUUAAAUGCCAGAACUUUAUUAAGAAGUAGCGAAGUAUGUUCAGAAUUAUUCAGUAGAGUUGUCCGAGGAAGGUAGCUGCUAUCGUUUACUUAGUUUAGUUCAGCCCAAUGAAAGCGUACCAGACCUAAAAUACCAGGGAAAAUAAGGGGAAGGUGAGAGAUGCAAAUUCAAGAGAAUAGACAUAACGAGAACGAGGUAAAAGUAGGAGCCUCGCUCCUGGUUUUACCUUGUUCUCAUUUUGCUCACAGACUUAGAAAAGUAUGAUGUGACGUCCUCUACCGUCGUCGAGCUACCUGUUCAUAUACCCUGUUCUGUCUGCACCAGCGCAAAUUUUUUCGGGAACCCCCCCGUUUUUUAUGGCACUAAUGCCAUUGCUCGAUGACAGCUAGUCAUGAGGCCGUUUUUCAGAUAUCGGGCGCUUUCUCGGAGCUAGAAAAAGCUGUGACAAACAUAUAUAUAAGGAACCAAAUCGCUUAUAUAUUGUUCAAUACUGAAACACUUGCAGUGAAACCUUGAUAUUUAGAUUGAUGAUUAGAUAAAUAUCUCAUUACUAUAUGAGAGUCCUCGAGAAAUAGUUCGAAUUUUUCAAGAUGGCAUGAAUCCUCGCCUCCUCUUGGACCAGCAUGAAUUUUUUUUCUUCGGAGCUUACUUUCUUUCUUUUUGAGAAAUCCGUGUGUGUGUUUUUUUAGUAGCUUUGUGCUGCAGUCGCGCCCAUGACAAUUCUCGCUUUCAAGAUGACACCGAACGACAUUGAUUCGAUUCAGACACCCGCUGCUGCUUCUUUUUAAAUGUUUGAGGCAAGUUUGCUUAACGAGAGAGCGAAAGAGAGAUAAAGACAAAGAAAAGACAGGGAGGUUAACAAGAGGAUAUCUCCGGCUGGCUACCCUGUACCAGGAGCGCGGGAAAUCGGUACGAAAGAUGAGAAGUUAGCUGAAACACUUUGUGUAGACUACCAGCUGCCGAUGAUCUAAUGUGUCCCUUCUUUAAUUGGUUAUUUUAAUUGAACAUGAUAAAAAAUUCCUUUCAUUGCAUUUCACCGUGCAAGAAAGUGCAAUGCAACUGGUUUGUUUUUGUUUCGCACAGAAAAACUUGUCGAUAUCAUCUCUGUCGGCUCUGUCGGCGCUAUUUGUGGUAACACAGGGCAUUGUCCAUGCGGUCCACUAACUCAAAGCAAGCUGCACCAACUGGCCCAUCAUUGACAUCCGAGGUAGCAGGCACAGAUGCUUUCCGCGAAGAGAUUUCCACGAUCGCCUUUGAAGGAUUUACAUAAGCCGUUACUCAUUCACCUGGUCUGUUUCUUCUGCUUCGUCAUCGCACUGCUUGCUCGGUUUGCCGUUUCGCCAUUUUCUGCCAAGCAUGGAACGCCACGACAUAAGGUGCUGUCGACUCAAAAAACGGCAUCCGAAUUGCGUAGGCUGACAUGGGCUUGCUUUUGCCACUCCAUUUGUUGCGGGUCUCUUUAGUAUCAGUCUGCUCCACAGCGAAGACAUUUCCUGGCUUGAGUAAACCUCACGGGUGUUCUGGAAACACAAUUUAACGAUCUAGCUUUAUUCCGUUGUUUGUUUGAUGGCGUCUCUGUACGGCAAUGAUAAAUGCCUAACGUCGAUGUGUUAUUCCCCGUGGUAGCAGCAAUGGCAUUGCAAUUUAGGGAAGCGACGAAAUACAUCGGCGCCGAGUGCAUUCACUGAAACAUCUUUAUAACAAUCGGAAGCUUUUCCCGAGAGCACUUCACCCUUCAUGUUUUCAAGAACGCGUGCGUGUGUAUGCUCAAUGCGCUCAAUGUGAUGUGUGCCAUGUGUUCCUGAGAGGAGAACACGCGUUGUCUGCAUACCAUAAUACCGCCGCUGUUAGUUCGACGACAGCGACGUUUGGACUCUGCAAGUCAAUGACGUAUUGAUGUCCGUAAUGCUCCGCUAUAUUUUUGCUUUCUCUCUAAGUUUACGCGCCACCCGUGCACCUUAGCAGCCUAUAAAGUUCCACUAUAGUUUCAUUGGAAUCGUACGAAGUCAUCAUACCUUUUCGGGACUAAUGUGGCCUCCUAUUCUACGCGCACGCUGAAAGUUUGCUCACAGUGGUGUUACUGCAUUGCUUUUGACAUUAGGCUGUGUGAAAAUGGCAUUGUGGAGAAGCCUUUCAUUACCCAAAUCUUAAAAUGCGCCUGUUUACACAGCUUACCCUCACCAGUGAAAUAUAUUGCUGGAGUCUUAAGCACUCGUGAAACUCAUAGCUGAAAAUGAUCUCAUUUAUCUUCACUUUGCCAAUCAUAUGACUGCAUGCGUUGUCUCUCGAUGUAAAGGUACAAAUGUAGCGCUGUUUCAGAAACAUUGCAGUCAGUCAACAUAACCACGCUUUCCAUUGUAACAGUUCUUUACAGUAAUCUAAACUGCCGCUGCUCCUACUCUUCAAAUAUAUGCCUGUAUGGGCCGUGUACGCACAAAAAAAAAAAAAAUGAAACUGGUAGGCAUAAUGUAUCGGCUUAUACAAAUGACAUUACUGAAUUUUCCAGCGAGCGCAUUCAGCAUAAAUGCGGUGGUACAUAAUGAACUGAAUGUUGUUUUGUGGUUUUUCAAUAUCAUUGUUGCAAUACUGUCGUAAGGUGGUACCGUAUGAAGCUGCCCAUCCCUUUACCUAACAAUGCGUCUUUACCACGCAUGUGUAAUAACAAAAUCUUUAUUAACAAGUGCAGAUAGGAUUCAAUGCUGCUCAACUCUAUGAUAUACAUUAAGGUUUCAAGGCUCCACCGGACUAGGGAAAUACCAAUGCUCUCAUUAUGCUUAAUAACGGUACAAAUGAAACAACGUUACUAACUGGGACGCUGGCUGAUUAUUUUAUCCCCAAAAUUUGGUCUUACAAAUGUGGAUGCGUGAAUCAUUCACUCCGAACGCCUUCGCGGUACAAGACUUCUAAGCUUUUCAGAUAUAUUUCCACUUUUUAGCUUCUCUGAAACAUGACCGACAAUAGUCUUGCUAAGUUUAUAUGGAUCUAGAUUUUAAAGAGCGACUUUUGCCUUCUUGGUGUUUCAUGUCAUUCGUUCGAGUGAUCGAUUCUUUUUCAUUUUUGGGGCGGCCGAUGCUGCGCUGUUUAUCGCUACCACGAUUUUAUAAACACAUUAACAAAACGCAGUGACGCGUAGCCUCAUUUCAACUGGAAGUGCGCGCGAGCAUAGUGGAGAUGCCUGGACAGGCAACGUUGCUCAAUCAGUUCGCCCUCCGCGCAAUACUUAUGGAGCACAAUAAAAACUAUUUUGAAGAAUGCUGCGGCAAUAAUUGCCUCGCGGUUUCUCUAUACAUUCAAUACAAUGUCGCACGCGAGAUAUUGCCUAGCUGGCCGUCCAGGACGCUGUGAUCUCGUGUACUGUGUUGGAAAUGGGUGUAAGGAGUAGGAUCGCUUGGCAUUAAGCUAGACUUCAACUUGUCUUGUGACCGCUUCAAACAGUAGCGUGUUUUUUUUUUAUUUUUCUCCAGACGUUUGAUGUAAAGCAAGCAAUGGAAGCUAUAAUUUAAUCAUGCCAUCACGAUUCUUUUAUUUAUUACCACCGGAGAUGUCCCGAUGUUUUUGACAUUGAUGUUUUAUGCUGAAGCCUAUGUGCCUCUGUGUUUAUUUGCUCUUGUAACUUAAUUAUGUACAGUGGUUGUGUGAUUUAUCGUGAAGUUUGUGCUCACUUUCACGAAUUUUUGCAAUAGUGUUCUGUGGUUGACAGUGUAAGAAAAAUGUUUCAAUGCGCAUCCGCGGUUCAUUAAAAUGUCUGAUAUUUCGUUCGUUUAA